Messenger RNA from Leptomonas pyrrhocoris, 3033 nucleotides. RefSeq lists its product as hypothetical. The transcript has a single exon. Bases 1288 to 3033 code for a protein of 581 amino acids. The record is from RefSeq and is a predicted model, not a curated record. Gene Ontology annotation, molecular function: GTPase activity; translation elongation factor activity; GTP binding. NCBI's taxonomy places the organism in Eukaryota, Euglenozoa, Kinetoplastea, Trypanosomatida, Trypanosomatidae. Gene Ontology annotation, biological process: translational elongation.
GGGAAAAAAAGGAACCAAGGUUCAAAUAGUAUACGGUGAUACAAAGAAGGACUUGCAGCGAGUGUGCUCCGCUGUUUAGGCACACGCGCCUACGCGUUGACUCAGUUAUACAGGUUCACGUGCACACACUUGCGGGUGGCAUUUUUUUUUUUUGACUUUUGUUCCGGAUAACAGCGGAGAGAAAUUCAAAGAAAGAGAGAGAAGACGGGUCAACCUGCUCAGUUGCGGCUUUGAUUACUCUGCCACAACGUAAAAGUCGGCACGCUUCCAGCUUCUACAAUAGCACGUAUCUUCUCCAGUGCUUCAACGGCUCUUUUCGUUUAAAAAUUAGGUUUCAACCGCAUCGCCGGCCUCUCUCAUUACUACUACUAUUACUACCACUUCUGUGCGUCACACCUGCUCUUUUCAGCGUCGUAAUCGAACUUUUUCUUUGUUUGCUGAGCUCUUUUUUUUUCCUUUCUCUGAUUCCUCUUUUCUCGUUUAUGUCGUCUCCGAGACUACGCCAUGUGAGAUUUCAGCGUAGUCGUCCCUGCCUGUAAUUUCUGUUUAUUUCUUCCUUUUUGCAGUAAGCUCCCCCGUUGCCUCUUCUUUUCCUAUCAUGCUAGAAAAGGAAGUGUUUCGAAUACGUGCGGAGACCGAGGAACGGCACGGCGUGGCGGCCGCCGCAGCGGCGACAACGACGGCGGAGCCGUCCCGCCCGAACACUUCCUCUUUGGAUUCUCCAUCUACGGAGAAGAUGGAGGCCCCACCCACCACUGCCCAAGAUGGGGGCGUACACCGUGCACAACACCACGAGAAUAGGUCGAGUGAUUAUGACUUCACUGCAACCACAUCUGCCGACCCGCAUACCCAAAAAACUUUGCGUGGCCGACAGACAUCGCCACGAGCACCAGCCAGUUGCUCCUCGCAGCAUCGCGUACUUGCGGAGCGGGCCGCCGCCUCCUUUUGUCAAGACCGGCGACUGCAGCGCGGCCACAUCGCCCUCCACACGGCGGGGUCGCCGACGUGGAAUGGGCUGCUGGACUCGGAGCUACACCUCUCGAAGUCUCCUGUCUGCCUGCCGCAGCCAGCAUCCGAUAACGGCAUCUCGGACACAGAGCACACCGCAAUGAUGGAGGCGAUGCUGUGUCUGCCCCCCUCCACAGUGGCUUGUCGACAGCCAAAGCAGCCUCACCCACCGCUGCCGGUCCGGCGUCGCUGACGGCGGAAGACGAUGAGGGGGACGUGGAGUACAAGUGGCGCCUCACCGGCAUCUCGGCGACCCGCUUCCAGCACCUCGUCACCCAAAUGCAGUUUCGUGUGUCCGAGGGCAGAGGACAGUGCCUGUACGAACUCGGUGUGUCGGACGAUGGCACGCCGCGUGGGCUGACACGCCGCGAUUUCGACGAGUCCGUGCAGACAAUUGAGCGGAUGGCGGCGCAGCUGCAGCUGGAGGCGACCUUGUUGCAGUGUUGUGCGGUGUCCACUGCAACCGCCAAGAUGACAGGAGAGGCGGCGGAGGAGGAGCUGCUGUGCGGAGAGAUUAUGGUGUCUCGACGGCAGUCGAGUAGCGCCCAUGACUUGAGUGUCGCCUUCUGUGGCGCGGUCGGGUGCGGCAAGUCGACCCUGAUGGCCGUCCUCCUCACCGCCCACCUGGACGACGGCUGCGGCGGCACGCGUCAGUCCCUUUUCAACCACAAACACGAGCUCGAUUCUGGCCGGACAAGUUCACUUGCCGCACGAGUGUGGACGGUGCCGCAGGUUGCUGCCGCCACGUAUCGGGGAGGCAGCUACCGUUCCCCACCUCCGCAGCCGCCUCAACCGCCCGCUGUGUCUGUGCCGAGUCGAUUUCGUCCAAGUUGGUCACCCGCGUCGUUGCCUGUGGCUGCAGCUGCUCCACCGACUCCGCCCUUCACCUGCGCUUCUCCCCGCUCCAUCACUCUGCUAGACGCCGGCGGCGACAUCACCAAAACAAUGCUGUUUGGCUUAAUGAGCCGGAAGCCGGACUACGUGUGCGUGUGCGUCGCGGCUGACGCGAGCGACGUCUCGGACGUCUCCUUGUACGCCGAGGUGUGCUGCGCCAUGAACACGCCCUUCCUGCUGGGCGUCACGAAGUGCGACUGCGUGGAGGAGUUCGAGCUGGACGGGCUGCUGAUGGAGCUGACGGUGGCUCUGGAGAAGGUGGGCUGUGUGGCGGAGCAGGUGGAGUCGAAGCAGACCGCCGCGGCGUACUGUCGGGAUUGGCUGCCGCGGCACCGCGAGGCGGCGGUGGGGGGCGGCAACACCUACGCUUCCUUCGCCUCCCCGACGACACAAGACGCACCCGCCACGGCGGAGCGCCUGCGCGUGCCGAUGUUCUGCGUUUCGUCGGUGGCGGGCGGGGACGGGCUGGACCUCUUCCGCUCCUGCCUUUCCCAUCUGCAAAACACACCCCCCUCGCCACCGCUGAGCCCACCGUCCUGCGCCUCCAAGCCGCCCUUUGAAGUCCUCCUCGACUGUGCCUUCGAGGUGGACGACGUUGGGCCGGUGGUGCACGGCCGCGUCGCGCACGGCCCGGUCGAGGUGGGCUGCUCGUGCUAUAUCGGCCCCGGCAGCGAUGGCCGCUUUUACACCGUCCUCGUCCGCGGCAUCCACGUCGAGGGCGAGCACGUCAACACGGCGCAGGUCGGCGACGAGGCGACCUUCGCGCUGGACCGACUGCCCGCGGCGGUCACCGUGGCGCACAAGGGCAAAGUGCUCGUGCGCCAGCCGGAGCGGGUGGCGAUGGCGUUUGAGGCGACGGUGCAGGUGCUGUCACAGUCGAUCGGCGCACAUAUGGAGCCGAUCAUGUACACCCGCAACGCGCGACAGGCCGUGAACGUAGUGUCGGUGGCCUCGACAUCUGGUGAUGCGGCGGCUGGCGCGGUGCCGGAAGGGAGGCGUGAGUGCACCAUGCAAUGCCGCUUUCUCUUUCGCCCUGAGGUGGUUGGCCCAGGCGACGCCGUCGUGUUGCACUGGGCACCGCGUGGCAUCGCCGUUGGCCGCAUCACUGCUGUCGGUACGUCUGGAAUCUAA